Messenger RNA from Stegastes partitus (bicolor damselfish), 1008 nucleotides. It is a transcript of the gene dkk3b, whose product is annotated as dickkopf WNT signaling pathway inhibitor 3b. The record is from RefSeq and is a predicted model, not a curated record. Gene Ontology annotation, biological process: multicellular organism development; negative regulation of canonical Wnt signaling pathway. The coding region runs from base 68 to 865 and encodes 265 amino acids. Gene Ontology annotation, cellular component: extracellular region. The transcript is spliced from 7 exons. Gene Ontology annotation, molecular function: co-receptor binding; receptor antagonist activity. NCBI's taxonomy places the organism in Eukaryota, Metazoa, Chordata, Actinopteri, Pomacentridae.
CAGCUGUGCGCCCUCCGUGCGUCACGACGCCGCGCCGCAGACACUCAGACAGCAGCGAGGAGGAAAGAUGUCCGGGAUCACGCUGCUGCUGCUGUCGGUCCUCCUGAGCUGGAGCCUGCGGAGCGGGGCCGUGAUCCUGCGGGACUCCCUGGAGCGGGGCCCGGUCAGCCUGAACGACAUGUUCCGGGAGGUGGAGGAGCUGAUGGAGGACACGCAGCACAUUCUGGACGAGGCGGUGGAGCAGAUAACGACAGAGAGCGCAAAGUCUUCGUCCUCCUUGCUGGAUCUGCGUCCAAACUUCCACAACAUGACAAAGAAGGUGAUAAAAGACGGGGACAGAACGGUUCAGGUUCUGGAUAGAACCGAUCAGGAAACUAAUAACCAAACAGGAGAAAGUCAUCUCUCUCACAUCCACAUGGAGAUCUCUGGACAGUGGAACAGCGUCAAUCACGAGUGUAUGGUGGAUGAGGACUGUGGCGACCUCAGAUACUGCCUGUAUGAAAUCGAGAACUCCAAGUGUCUCCCGUGUAUACCGACGGACAUGCCGUGCACGAAGGACGAGGAGUGCUGCUCAGAUCAGCUGUGUGUUUGGGGUCAGUGUACCGUCAACGCAACCAGAGGAACCGAAGGAACCAUCUGUCAGAGUCAGAGCGACUGCAGGCCGGAGCUCUGCUGCGCCUUCCAGAGAGAACUUCUGUUUCCGGUCUGUAACCCCAAACCGGGUCGAGGCGAGUCCUGUCUGAACAGCCCGAACCUGCUCAUGGACAUGUUGGCCUGGAACCAGGAGGAACCAGGAGACCACUGCCCCUGUUCAGAGGGGCUGCAGUGUCUGCCGCACAGCCGAGGCUCAGUGUGCGAGGAGUGACGCCGCCGGAUCAAUAUCUCCAAAGAUCAAGGAGCUGCCGAUCGAUCGGUUCAUCACAGAACGACAUCACUGUUUUAUUUAUGCUUUAUUGCCGACAUGUAUCACGUCUCACACAGGAAAUAAAAGUUUUUAGUUUGAACCGA